This is a messenger RNA of Diatraea saccharalis (sugarcane borer), 2548 nucleotides long. The record is from the annotation of a GenBank genome assembly. NCBI's taxonomy places the organism in Eukaryota, Metazoa, Arthropoda, Insecta, Lepidoptera, Crambidae.
CGAUUGAAGUCAUGUCUUUUGUUUCAGUAGCUGUAGUAUGGGUUGGAGACCGAUUGUUUGGUUUUGUCUAUUUAUAUCUACUUCCUAUGUAAUAUCCGCUGGUGUUCCCACGGUGAUAAAAAUCAACGACGACUAUGAUGUUACCAUGGCUGAGGAGAAAACAUCUCACACUAUUAGCAUCGUGGGUAAUGAGUUCAUGCUAGAUGGACAGCCGCUGCACAUAAUAUCAGGCUCGCUGCAUUACUUCAGAUUGCCUUCAGAGUACUGGCGUGAUAGACUACGGAAGCUUAAAGCUGCUGGACUGAAUUCGGUGUCCACGUACGUAGAAUGGAGUUUUCAUGAACCCGAAGAGAGACAGUAUUCUUUCAAGAACAGUAGAGACGUUGCGGCUUUCGUGCGUCUUGCCGCUGAAGAGGGUCUACAUGUUCUCUUGAGGCCCGGACCAUACAUUUGUGCAGAAAGAGACUUGGGUGGCCUUCCAUACUGGUUAUUGGGGAAAUAUCCUAAUAUGCAACUCCGUACAACUGAUAAGAACUUUAUUCGAGAAGCCAAGAUAUGGAUGACAAAAUUAUUUGAACAACUAACUCCAUUGUUAUUUGGUAAUGGAGGCCCAAUAAUUUUGGUACAGAUAGAAAAUGAAUAUGGCAGCUAUGGAACAGACAGACACUACAUGCAACAAAUGAGGGACAUAGUUCUGGAGCACGUAGGAACAAACGCGUUGCUAUACACCACAGAUGGCCCCAGUUCACUAUUUUUCCGCAACGGGUUCGUGAGUGGUGCACUCACAACCAUAGAUUUUGGACCCGGGUAUGAUAUAAAAACGGCAUAUGAUGACCUCCGCAAGUUCAUGCCAUCAGGACCCCUGAUGAACUCCGAAUACUAUCCUGGUUGGUUGACUCACUGGGGAGAAAAGCUCCAACAAGUCAGCACAGACGCUGUCGUCACCACGCUACGUCAUAUGCUCGACUACAAAAUCAAUGUAAACAUAUAUGUUUUCUUUGGAGGAUCUAACUUCGAAUUCACUUCAGGUGCAAAUUAUGGCUCUACCUAUCAGCCAGAUAUUACUUCCUACGACUAUGAUGCCCCGCUUUCAGAAGCAGGAGAUCCAACGCCCAAAUACUACGCUAUAAGAGACCUUUUAAAACAGUAUAAAUUUUUGAAGGACAAUAUUUCUGAGCCAGUUCCAUCUCCUAAAGGUGCUUAUGGCCUCAUUUCUUUAACACCUAAAAUAUCGUUGUUAUCGAGUGAAGGCCGCACUCUCCUCGGUAAAGGAUACGCAGAGAUGUCUGGGCCACUAUUGCCCACUUUUGAAAAACUCCGACAGAGAAGUGGAUUGAUUCUAUACGAGACCAAGUUAAAUGAAACAGAUGGACUAUUAAGCAUUACAAGACCAAAGGACUGGAUUUACGUUUACGUUGAUGGCAAACUGCAAGGAGCAAUUAAUAGAAUGUACAAAAUAUAUAUGUUGGACCUCAAGAGUAAAGUGGACUCUGUGUUGUCCUUGCUAGUCGAGAACCAAGGGCGAAUCAAUUUCGGUCCGUUCUUGAACGAUCGUAAGGGCAUUCUUAGCGAUGUCGAAUACAACGGCAAGACUCUAGGUGGAAACUGGUCUAUCACGGGAUAUCCCUUAGAAGUAGUUAGCCCAAUGAACUCGUAUCAUACCAAGUCAGAUUUAACAAAGGGGCCCGUUAUUUAUGAAAGCCAACUUGUACUUCCUGAAGGAGAAACACCACUUGAUACUUUCUUGGAUACCACAGGAUGGGGAAGAGGAUAUGUAUGGGUGAACGGGUAUAAUCUAGGACGCUACUGGCCAAAUUUAGGACCACAAGUCACACUAUAUGUUCCUGGUGUGUGGCUGAAAGCGGCGCCAGCAUCAAACCUCAUCCAAGUACUGGAACUGGAAGCUGCACCUGAAGCUCUUACAAUGGAAUUCAUAGACUAUCCGAUACUUAAUAGAACACAAACUUAACACGAGUGGUGAUGAAAAGUUAAAUUUCUAAUCGUUUGACUGGACCCAAAGAGAUAUCCUAGAAUGCUCCUGAAAAAACAUAUUAAAAGUAACAUGCGUAUAUUCUUUUCAUUCAGAUCAGAGCAUGCGAGGCAACUAUUUGGAAAUUCACUAUAAAUUUUAAAGUUUAUUUAUUACUGAGGUCAAGUUCGAUGUAAGUAAAGCAGCACUUUUUACAACAAAAGACAAAUUAUAAUAAAUGUUUCUCUGAGUAGUUAAUUUUCACCCAAGGUUGUCUUAAAUGAUAUGAGGUACUUAACAUGUCAAAUAGAAAUACCUUAAAAAUUAUGUGACUCUAGUUAUUUUCUCGCGUAAAUUAAAGCGUAUGUACAAUAGAGUGGCGGGGGACCCUGUGCUCUUAUCUCAUUGGUCAAUAAAAAAAGAAACGCCCAAUGAAAACGAGGAAUAGAAAUCACCUGCAUGAGGCCGUGGAUGCCACCGACUGUAAAUGCGCUAUUAUAACCUAUGUCAUCCGCGUAUGAUGUAGAUCUUUUACAUGAAAGAUUUUUUGACAUCGAUCCUAUAAUUUUGGAGCCUAUG